AUUCGAGAUGCCGUUCAACAUCUGGUGCGACGGCUGCCACAACCACAUCGGCAUGGGUGUGAGGUACAACGCUGAGAAGAAGAAGGUGGGGAAUUAUUACACCACGCCCGUGUACAGGUUCAGGAUGAAGUGCCACCUGUGCGUGAAUCACAUCGAGCUGCAGACGGACCCCGGGAACUGCGACUACGUCAUCGUCAGCGGCGCCCGGCGCAAGGAGGAGCGCUGGGAGCCCGGGGACAGCGAGCAGGUGCUGCCCUCCUCCCCGGAGCAGCGGCAGCGCCUGGCCACGGACGCCAUGUUCCGCCUGGAGCACGGCGUGUCGGACCGCGGCGCCCUGGAGCGCGCGGCGCCCACGCUGACGCGGCUGCAGGAGGCGCAGAGCGCCUGGAAGGACGACUUCGGCCUCAACAGCCGCCUCAGGAGGAGGUUCCGGGAGGAGAAGAAGACGCUGAGGGAGGAGGAGGAGGAGGCGGCGGCGCUGGCGAGGAAGGCCGGGCUCGGCAUCGCGCUGCUCCGCGAGGAGGAGGAGGAUCGGCGGCUGGCGGCGCUGCUCAGCCUGCGCGCCCCCGACUCCUACGAGCAGCGGCAGCGCCUGAAGCGCUCCGAGAUCUCCCAGCGCUCCUGGUUCGGAGCCGGCACCUCCCGGACCCCUCCCCAAAAAUUGGGGCUGGGGGCGUCACGGACCCCCCCGGGACCGCCCCCGACCCCCGCCGGGCUCGGCAUCGUCCGGAGGGGGGCGGGGACACCGCGGGACCCCCCCCAGGAUGGGGGAACCCCCCCUCAAACUGGGGAACCCCCCCGGGACCCUCCCCAAAUUGCGGGACCCCCCCAGGACCCCCCCCAAAUUGCGGGACCCCCCGCCCCAUCUUUGGUCGCCGAUUAUUCCGACUCCGGUUCCGACAGCCCCUGAGGGGGAUUUGGGGGGGGGGGAGGGGUCUCCGAGUCCCCCCCCCUUCCCGAGACCCCCUCCCCAGUUUAUCGCUAUU
Camarhynchus parvulus is the source of this 986-nucleotide messenger RNA. It is a transcript of the gene YJU2B, whose product is annotated as coiled-coil domain containing 130. The transcript has 6 exons. Lineage: Eukaryota; Metazoa; Chordata; Aves; Passeriformes; Thraupidae. The record is from RefSeq and is a predicted model, not a curated record. Gene Ontology annotation, biological process: mRNA splicing, via spliceosome. Bases 8 to 910 code for a protein of 300 amino acids. Gene Ontology annotation, cellular component: U2-type spliceosomal complex; post-mRNA release spliceosomal complex.